Messenger RNA from Talaromyces marneffei, 1830 nucleotides. RefSeq lists its product as uncharacterized. Gene Ontology annotation, molecular function: DNA-binding transcription factor activity, RNA polymerase II-specific; DNA binding. Gene Ontology annotation, biological process: regulation of DNA-templated transcription. Bases 1 to 1830 code for a protein of 609 amino acids. The record is from RefSeq and is a predicted model, not a curated record. The transcript has a single exon. Lineage: Eukaryota; Fungi; Ascomycota; Eurotiomycetes; Eurotiales; Trichocomaceae.
AUGUCAUCGGAGGAUUUGUUCCCUUUUUUCGACCUAGAAACAUUCGACUGGACACACAGUCUUUCGGCAUCGUGUGAUGAUACGGUUGCUCCACAGAGCGAUGGUAUCAAUAGAUGGCCUCCGACAUAUACCGAGUUAGAUUAUGAAAUGGUGCCCGUCAGUCAUGUGCCCUUCGUACAGGCAAGAAUGCCUGGGGCUUUUAGCGCACAACCGUCAGUGGACGCUCCUGGUUCUGUUUUGAAUUCACCACGGCCAGUCGCUCAUCAUGGCCUCUUUGACAACCAAAGAGAUGCAUUUGAGGAGAUUAAUGAAGUUCUUUAUAAUCAUACUCAUGAUCCACGAACAAACUCCUAUCGGCCUCCCAUGCCAUGCCAGUACUGUCGAACGCAUCGCUUACAGUGUCUAAUCAUUCGUACUACGAAAGCAAACCCCAACCCAAUAGCCGCUUGUUCAAGCUGCGUUGCCUUGUUUAGAAGUUGCAGCUUAGCAGCAAAAACAAAAAGACAUCCCUGUGAUUUCGAAACUGAUCACCCUGUUGUUGGCGGGCUUCAUGGCAUAACCGAGACAAAUGUGCCUAACGAUGGAUUGACGCAGGGCUUUUCGAAUCUGGUGGAAAAAUCAGAAGAUGCGUGGCAGAACCAGCAACCGGUCGAACAAAGCUUCUUACUUCCUAAAAGAACAAGUUCUCGCAUGAGAGGCCAGACAAAGCCCUUGCGACAAUGGUUCUUCGCCCAUUCAGAGCAUCCCUAUCCAUCCGAGGAGGAUAAACAAGAAUUGGCGCAUGAGACAGGUCUUUCCAGGAUGCAAAUACAGAACUGGUUUAUUAAUGCGAGGAGACGGCAAAAAGUUCUCAAUAAGAGCCAAAAGUCCACCAUAACUCGAUCGGGCUCACCCAUGCCCAAGCCGAUCCUUUCUCACAUGAGCCCUUUCCAAAGAUGGCGCAAUUCACCUCCGGAAGAUGGUCACGCGCCCCUGGAUCUUGUCAAGCAGGCUGCAAACUUACAACCGCACUCCUCUUCUAUCCCAUCCAGCGAUUUAGACACUGAUCAACUAAAACUGCACAACUCGUAUGAUAGUCGUUCUACUUCUACGUUCGCAUCAUCUACCGCAUAUUCAGAUUCGUCCGAGUCUAUCUCAUCUUUCGAUACAUUUCCGUCCACCGACAGCCAAUUGCUGGAACAAGGCUUAGGCUCCGUACCUAACAUUGGACCACCAACCUCCAAACUUUCAAGCGAUACUAGUUCGAUGCGGUAUCAAUGUACAUUCUGCACAAGCUCUUUCAAAAGGAAAUCUGACUGGUGUCGGCAUGAGAUUUCAAUUCAUGUCCAGCUUGAUAUGUGGGUUUGUCAGCCACAAGACUCGACUAUUUGGAACUUCGAUUCUAUCCACCAGCAAUGUACCUACUGUGGGAUUAAUCUUCCCUCGCAAGAACAUAUCGCGUCCCAUGAUUUUGAAUCGUGUGCGGAGAGACCACUUGGGGAGAGGACCUUCGCUCGCAAAGACCACUUGUUACAACACCUGAAGAAAUUUCACGGCUGCCAUAAGUGGUCCGGUCAAUGUCUGGACCUACAUCGUAGUCGCCGCAAAACACUGAAUAGUCGGUGUGGAUUUUGUGCCGAAACAUUUGUCACAUGGAACGAGCGUGUGGAUCAUUUGGUGCGUCAUUUCAAGCAAGGCUCACAAAUGAAGGAGUGGAUUGGAGACUGGGGAUUUGACCUAGCUACAAUGCGUUUCUUAAAGCGCGCUACAUUGCCCACUGAUAGGUCUGGUAAUCCAGCGGACAUGCAAAUCAUGUCAGACGACUGGUUCAAAGACUAUCUGGUUGAUUGA